Messenger RNA from Heterostelium album PN500, 720 nucleotides. RefSeq lists its product as uncharacterized. The transcript is spliced from 2 exons. Lineage: Eukaryota; Evosea; Eumycetozoa; Acytosteliales; Acytosteliaceae. The record is from RefSeq and is a predicted model, not a curated record. Bases 1 to 720 code for a protein of 239 amino acids.
AUGUCUAGUCUACUUAUCAAUUAUGACGAUGAAGAAUCAAAGCCAAUUUUGAAACCCAAUGAAAUUAAUAACCAUAAACCUAACAUAUUAGAUGGUUAUGCUCCUGGAAAUCUUUAUCAAUUAGAAAGAAUAAAAAGGAUUUUAAAAAUAAUAAUUUCAAUUUUUAUAUUAUUAGCUAUUAUCUCCAUUUUCUUUUAUUUUGCAAAAGUUGAUCAAAUAAAACAAAUUGCUAUUAUAGAUGGCAGUCACAUCGUUGUCCGAGAAGAUGAUUCAUUUAAUCAAGACUACUCGAAAUUAAAAUACCUUAAUGUAAGUAAUGGUAUAGCCAUUAUACAAACCAAUUUUACACCAAGUUAUUCCAAUGGAUCAAAAUUGGAAGUUAUUUUAUUGGAAACUAUCUAUUGUCCCAGCUCAGAAAUGGAGACUGUUAUGUUGAAGUCAGGUUUUGGAAUUGAAGUUGUCAAAGUCAAUUCAACUACCUAUAGAACUACUAUCUAUUUUAGUUCGACAGAGAUCUAUUUCGACUGUUAUUUGCCUAUAGAGUAUACCGAGAUCUAUACAAGUGGGUGGCUUAAAGUUAUUUCAGUGUAUGGAGAACAUUAUAUGUCAGCUAUUCCAACGUUUAUUAGGUUUCAACCGGAUACUCUUUUAGAAAAAAUGAAAAUGGUUUCCUACUUGGUGAAACUAAACAUUAACAAUAUAAGAUAUAUUUUCUUUUAA